AUGAGCAAGUAUCACAUCACCAGUGUCAGGGGUGCCUAUAUAAAUGGCAAGUCUGGAAAGUCACCUCCUUUUCCAACUAAUGCAGCAAAAGCCAAAUUGAUCAAUAAAGUGUCUCAGCAGCUUGGACACCCCACACGGUCAUUGAUUGGUUGGCUGGUAAAAGGAUUUCUAGUGAAAAAGAAUUGGAUCGUAGAGGUAAAAGCAGCAAAUCUGGCACAGAUCCAGCCCAAUAACACAGUCCUGGAAGUUGGAUUUGGACCCGGUUUGGGGCUCCAGGAAGCUCUCCGUUACCUAACUGACUCUACUGGUAUGCUGUAUGGACUUGACUACUCUGAAUACAUGCACAAAACGGCCAGUAGGCGACUCCAGAAGCAGAUAACUUCUGGAAAAGUACAGCUUAUACUGGGCAGCGUGGAGGACAUCCCACUACCGGACUCCAGUGUAGACAGAGUGUUUCACUGCAAUUGUUACUACUUCUGGCCAGACCUCAAGAAGGGUUCUGCAGAACUUCUCAGAGUGAUGAAACCAGAAGCACUGAUGGUUACCACUCUCAGACUGAAUACUGUCAAAACAGGGGUCUCAUUUGGGCUCCUAAGAGGUAAGGUGUGGCAGCCUGAACUCUACAUGGAGGCCCUGCAGGCCACUGGAUUCAAAGAUGUGCACAUGAAAGAAAUGGAAGACCUAGGCAUCAAGUUUAAUGCCAUUUUUGCUACAGCAUCCAAAUAAGACUCCA
Messenger RNA from Erpetoichthys calabaricus (reedfish), 733 nucleotides. RefSeq lists its product as uncharacterized. The record is from RefSeq and is a predicted model, not a curated record. Gene Ontology annotation, molecular function: S-adenosylmethionine-dependent methyltransferase activity. Bases 1 to 726 code for a protein of 241 amino acids. NCBI's taxonomy places the organism in Eukaryota, Metazoa, Chordata, Cladistia, Polypteriformes, Polypteridae. The transcript has 3 exons.